AUGGACGAUCCUCUAUGGGAGGGUCGCCCUCCUGAUCGUCUUGCAGCCGUGAGUGAAGGAUUGCAAGUCUCCUUUGCCAACGUGGUCUCACGAUCAAUCUCAACCCCCAAUAUUGAAGUGGAUUUAAAGAAACCCUCCACUUUCUUUGAUGUUCCAGCAGUCUUUUUCUCUAAAGAAGAAGUUGUACGCUCGGAAUCACCUUUCCACUCAACCUUGAUCGCCAAGUGUAGCUAUGGUAGACCCUCUUUGUUUGAUAUCAAAUCCCAUCUGCAGAAGAUGUUUUUUGUGCAAGGGGACGUGGUCGUCUCCACCCUGGAUCCUCGUCACGUCCUCCUUAGGUUUGCUAACCAUUCUGAUUACGUGAAAGUUUGGAUGAAGGAACUACUCCAUAUUCAAGGUUUUUUGUUGCAAUUUAUGAAAUGGAUAUCCAAUUUCGAAUCGGGUUGGGAGUCCCCUUUUGCCCCAAUCUGGAUCUUUCUUCCAGGACUCCCAAUCGAAUUUUAUCAGGGCAAUUUUCUCCUCUCUAUUGUGGGCACAAUUGGACGAGUCCUUAAGGUCGACAGUGCUAUAAUAAACUGUACAAGAACUGUGGCUGUGCGUGUCUGUGUCGAGCUUGAUUUGCGAGCCCCAGUUCCUUCUAAGAUUUGGAUUGGUUGUGGUGGAGAUGGUUUCUACCAAAAGGUCGUGUACGAUAACCCGCCAUUAUAUUGUGAAAUUUGCUGCAAGUUAGGCCACGACAGUGCGGUUUGCAAGAAGGCGAUGAAGGCAAGGCAUGUUGCAACUGUUGACAUAAAGAGGAAUGGAGUUGUGUAA
Molecule: messenger RNA, 813 nt
Organism: Telopea speciosissima
Lineage: Eukaryota; Viridiplantae; Streptophyta; Magnoliopsida; Proteales; Proteaceae
Exons: 1
Coding region: 1-813 (270 amino acids)
Source: RefSeq, a predicted model, not a curated record